GCGCUGGGGGCGAUGGCGGCGGGCGCUCUUCGCGGUGUCCUCUGGCCCCGGGCGGCCGCCGGCCUCAGGGCGGCCCGGGCCGCCUUCGCGGCGCCUUUGGGGGCGCGGGCGGCCUCGGAGAUGUCCAUGGACAUGAUGCCCGGCCCAUAUCCGCGGACUCCGGAGGAGCGGGCAGCCGCUGCCAAGAAGUACAACAUGCGGGUGGAGGACUAUCAGCCCUACCCCGACGACGGCCUCGGGUAUGGUGACUAUCCCAUGCUCCCUUAUAAGUCUCAAUAUGAGAGAGACCCCUGGUACCAGUGGGACCAGCCAGAAAUGAGGCAUAACUGGGGAGAGCCGAUGCAUUGGGACUUUGACAUGUACACUCGGAACCGGGCUGAUACAUCCCCCACUGUCGUUCCCUGGCACACCAUGAGCAAACAUUUCUUCCUCUUUCUGGGCACAAUGCUGAUCAUGUUUGGUCUUGGAGCGAUCUACCCAUCCUACAUGCCUGUGGGGCCGAAGCAAUAUCCCUUCAAUGACCUGUAUCUGGAGAAAGGAGGAGACCCCAAUAAAAAGCCACCACCGGUGAUACACUAUGAAAUUUGAAAGUUGUUCAAGUGCUACAUUUCCAUCAGUUUUGCUGGAGAAGGAAGCUUCUUUAGUGUUCACUGGCAUAUGUUAACACUUGUUCUUCAAUGUUCAGCUGCUAAUUGCAGUGAAAUAUAUCAAUGACACCUACUGUGCUAGUUGUCUUCUGUCAGUUUGAGAGGGCUGAAUUAUAGCUAAUGAAAUGGAGUGACAUUUGCCAUUUUUCUAAGUGGGAUAGUAUCUGUGGGGCAAAGUUAUGAGUACGGACCUAGGACUGCUUGUCAUUUAUGUAUCUUGUGCACAAGUAUUCCUCACCUGUGCCUGUUUAUGUAGGAAAUACUGCCUGUAUCCAAGGCAUUUGGCAUUUGCUUCUGGGA
Molecule: messenger RNA, 947 nt
Organism: Sturnus vulgaris (Common starling)
Lineage: Eukaryota; Metazoa; Chordata; Aves; Passeriformes; Sturnidae
Gene: NDUFB8
Product: NADH:ubiquinone oxidoreductase subunit B8
Biological process (GO): mitochondrial electron transport, NADH to ubiquinone
Cellular component (GO): mitochondrion; respiratory chain complex I
Source: RefSeq, a predicted model, not a curated record